Funneliformis caledonium is the source of this 170-nucleotide messenger RNA. Lineage: Eukaryota; Fungi; Glomeromycota; Glomeromycetes; Glomerales; Glomeraceae. The record is from the annotation of a GenBank genome assembly.
AAUCUGGUCUAGAUUUAGCAGUUGCUGAAGAUAGGGAUAUAAUAUUCGAAGCUUUAACUAAACUUCGUGAAUAUUUUCUUUCAUUCGACUCCUCCACUACCACUUUUGCCAAGGCUUCCUCCUCCACUACCAACGCCACAGCACCUGCGGAACAGAGUAGCAAGAGUUAA